This is a messenger RNA of Pichia membranifaciens NRRL Y-2026, 405 nucleotides long. RefSeq lists its product as hypothetical. Gene Ontology annotation, molecular function: DNA-binding transcription factor activity, RNA polymerase II-specific. The record is from RefSeq and is a predicted model, not a curated record. The transcript has a single exon. Gene Ontology annotation, biological process: positive regulation of transcription by RNA polymerase II. NCBI's taxonomy places the organism in Eukaryota, Fungi, Ascomycota, Pichiomycetes, Pichiales, Pichiaceae. The coding region runs from base 1 to 405 and encodes 134 amino acids.
AUGUCCUCUCCACUAUCCGACAAUUCUAACUUUUCCCGCAAACUUUCAGCGGAACUCAUUGAUGUCAAUAGCAAUGGUAGCCACUUGCUCCCUCGGAAAAGGGCUAGAGCAGAAGCUGAGAAAGAGCAGAGUAGAGUAGAAAGAAUUAUCCGGAACAGAAAAGCAGCACAUGCCUCUCGUGAAAAAAAGAGAAAGCAUGUGGAGCAGUUGGAAUCCUAUGUCACGGUGUUGGAAGCCCACUUGAACCUAUCCCUUGAAGCCAACAGAACACUACUUUCAAAAUUAGCCGCUAACAACAUUCCUUGUGACGGUGUUGAUAUCAAGAAGCUACAGGUCCCUAGACCCGAUGGAUUGUUGCUCUCAGACGAGGACAAGACAUCUGCUUCUAAUAAUGUUGAAGUCUAG